UCCAAAGACAUCUUCCAUUUCUGUCAACACAGCCCUGGACAACCUUCUCUUCUCAACCCAGCCCAAUCCAGCAUAUAGAGCAGAGUAAUUUGCGACAAUGGCUCAGAAUCAGGUCAAGGAAACCGAUAUUGCGGUGCUGAUUGCCGCGAUCCAAAGCUCGGUGGGCCCUAUCCAGGUCGACGCAGAGAAGGUGGCCAAACACCUGGGCAUGAGCUUGUCGAGCAUCCCGCCGAAAUUCACGGCCAUUCGGAAGCGAUACAACAUCGACAUCAAGGUCGUCAACUCCGGCGCCUUGCAGCGCAACCGGCAGAACAGCCCCAAGAAGAGGCUCUCUGUGCACGGGCCCAAGCCCAUGAGGAAUGCCACUGCUCGAACGCAAUCGGGCAGCGAAGCUGUGAUGGAGUUGCCAGACGGACUCCACUUUGAGCCCGCAGUGGCUGCGAAAGAAGAGAGUCCGUGAUUCUCGAAAUGGCUGUGCGGUGAAUGGAGAUGACGGUCGCUGGCUGGCCCGAAAACUGUUCUCGAUUCUUUUGGGAUGGAUGGUGUUGGGUGCUGAUACAGGCGAAAACUGGAGAACUGGCUUGGGGUCCUAGGAAAGGACAGCGCACUCGCGUUGGGGAAGAAAAUACCUUCUCGCAUCGUGUGGGCCAAAAAGACACUGUCGUAAAUUAUUCACAUGCGGAAAUCACGCCAGUUUCCCCAUGGACAAAGACGAAUUAGGUCUCCCUGUAACUGACUGUCGACCUGCAAGUUACACCGCGGGUACUUGUGAAAGGACACGAAUGAGC
Messenger RNA from Cladophialophora immunda, 788 nucleotides. RefSeq lists its product as uncharacterized. The record is from RefSeq and is a predicted model, not a curated record. The transcript has 2 exons. NCBI's taxonomy places the organism in Eukaryota, Fungi, Ascomycota, Eurotiomycetes, Chaetothyriales, Herpotrichiellaceae. Bases 98 to 460 code for a protein of 120 amino acids.